Messenger RNA from Lampris incognitus (smalleye Pacific opah), 564 nucleotides. It is a transcript of the gene tnni1a, whose product is annotated as troponin I type 1a (skeletal, slow). The record is from RefSeq and is a predicted model, not a curated record. Gene Ontology annotation, biological process: muscle contraction. The coding region runs from base 1 to 564 and encodes 187 amino acids. The transcript has 6 exons. Gene Ontology annotation, cellular component: troponin complex. NCBI's taxonomy places the organism in Eukaryota, Metazoa, Chordata, Actinopteri, Lampriformes, Lampridae.
AUGCCCGAAGGGCAGAACAGAAAGUCAAAGAUCUCAGCCUCCAGAAAGCUGAUGCUGAAGAGUUUGAUGGUGGCGAAGGCCAAGGAGGAGCUGGAGCAGGAGAUCUUAGUGAAGGAGGAGGAAAAACAAAAGUACCUGUCAGAGCGAGCGCCUCCUCUGUACACCAGCAGCAUGACCCUCGCCCAGCUACAGGACCUAUGCAGAGAACUCCACGCCAAGAUAAAUGUGGUGGAUGAGGAGCGAUACGACAUAGAGGCCAAAGUCAUGCUGAACACGCGCGAGAUCAAGGACCUGAACAUCAAGGUGUUGGACCUGAGGGGGAAGUUCAAGAGGCCUACCCUGAGGCGUGUGCGCGUGUCAGCCGACGCCAUCCUGCGCUCCCUGCUGGGCUCCAAACACAAAGUCUCCAUGGACCUCCGAGCCAACCUCAAGUCUGUCAAGAAAGAGGACACUGAGAAGAAGAGGCCAGUGGAGGACAGUGAUUGGAGGAAGAAUGUGGAGGCCAUGUCAGGGAUGGAGGGGAGGAAGAAGAUGUUUGACGCUGCCAAAGGCCCCGCCCAGUGA